Messenger RNA from Melanotaenia boesemani (Boeseman's rainbowfish), 3838 nucleotides. RefSeq names its product sphingosine-1-phosphate lyase 1 (gene sgpl1). NCBI's taxonomy places the organism in Eukaryota, Metazoa, Chordata, Actinopteri, Atheriniformes, Melanotaeniidae. Gene Ontology annotation, molecular function: sphinganine-1-phosphate aldolase activity; pyridoxal phosphate binding. The transcript has 14 exons. Bases 144 to 1841 code for a protein of 565 amino acids. Gene Ontology annotation, cellular component: endoplasmic reticulum. Gene Ontology annotation, biological process: carboxylic acid metabolic process; sphingolipid catabolic process. The record is from RefSeq and is a predicted model, not a curated record.
UACUUCCUGAAUCAGGGUUAGCUUGCUGCUGGCUUUCAUUGUAGCAUGUAAAUGUGAGCGGAGGACUCAUACAAGGAGCGAGAAGUGAUUUUCCGGCGAAACAAACAAAAGGAAGACUUUUGGUUACUUUUUGCCUUGGCAACAUGGAUUACUGGAGUGCCUUGGAGGUUUACAAGGAGAUGCUGCUGCUGUACCUGGAGGAAGGCCGGCGGCAGGUCAACUCACGCUGCGCCGACCUGGAGCCGUGGCAAAUCAUCGGAGCAUCUGUCAUCACCACACUGGGAGCUCUCUGGGUCAAAGGCUUCCUCUUCCAGCAAGAAAGUCUCACAUCCCGAAUAAAGAGGCAGUGUUUUCGACUCAUCAGAAAAAUCCCUUUUGUUGGCACGAGUAUCCAGAAGCAGCUGAACAAGGCUUUGGAUGACAUGUCUGUCAGUGUCUGUAAUCUGAAGGAGGGGAUGAGCUACACUAAAGAGCUGCCCUCUAAAGGUCUCUCUCAGAGCCAAGUGAUGGACAAAAUCAAAGAAUAUCAGACCCUGAAUGAGGUAAAGUGGGAGAAAGGAUGUGUUUCUGGUGCAGUGUACUGGGGUGAUGAGACACUGACCAAACUCCUGGUGAAGGUAUAUGGAGAUUUUGCAUGGAGCAACCCGCUUCACCCAGACAUUUUUCCUGGAGUCAGGAAGAUGGAAGCUGAAGUAGUCAGAAUGUCUUGUACACUUUUCCACGGUGGACCCAACUCCUGUGGGACAGUCACUUCAGGUGGAACUGAGAGUAUACUAAUGGCCUGCAAAGCAUACAGGGACAUGGCAUAUGAACGCGGUGUCAAAUACCCUGAAAUUCUUGCACCUGUGAGCGUUCAUGCAGCUUUUGACAAAGCAGCACAUUACUUUGGGAUGAAGCUUGUUCACAUUCCCCUUGAGAAGAAAACCAUGAAAGUAGAUGUAAAGGCUAUGAGGAGAGCCAUCAGCAAGAACACAGCCAUGCUCGUCUGCUCGGCACCUCAGUUUCCUCAUGGGAUCAUGGACCCUGUUGAGGAAGUAGCCAAGCUGGCUGUACGCUACAAUGUCCCGCUGCAUGUGGAUGCCUGUCUGGGUGGUUUUCUCAUCGUAUUCAUGGCCAAGGCUGGUUACACACUAGCUCCAUUUGACUUCAGGGUAAAGGGUGUUACUAGCAUCUCUGCAGACACCCACAAGUAUGGUUAUGCCCCCAAAGGCUCCUCCGUAAUCCUUUAUAGUGAUAAAAAGUACCGUCAGUACCAGUACUUUGUAGCUCCAGACUGGCAGGGGGGAAUUUAUGCCUCACCUUCCAUAGCGGGCUCCAGGCCAGGAGGAAUCAUCGCUGCCUGCUGGGCAACCAUGAUGCACAUGGGAGAGAGUGGAUAUGUGGAUGCAACUAGGAAGAUUGUUAGCACUGCACGCAAGAUCAAAACAGAAUUACGGAAGAUAAAAGGAAUGUUUGUGUUUGGGGAUCCAGAAGUGUCAGUGGUGGCAAUUGGCUCAGAUGUUUUUGAUAUUUUCCGCCUCUCAAAUGCACUGACGUCAAAGGGCUGGAAUCUGAACACGCUGCAGUACCCCUCAAGCAUACACAUUUGUUGCACGCUUUUGCACACCCAGCCAGGCGUGGCGGAGCACUUUAUUCGUGACGUCAAAGAGCAAGUCGCCAUCAUCAUGAAGAAUCCCAAAGAGAAAACCACAGGAAUGGGAGCCAUCUACGGCAUGGCCCAGUCCAUCCCGGACAGAUCCAUGGUGACUGAGAUCUCCCGAGGUUUCCUGGACUGCCUCUAUAGCACUGAGGUGCCCAAGUCAAACACCAACCAUAUGAAUGGCAACGGCAAAGCCCACUGAAAAGGGAUACAGCCUUCCUAACCUGAACCCCCUGCAGGGAAACACGCUCGCUGCCUCUCUGAGUUCCGAGUUAAUUGCUCAACGGUUGCCUUAUCUCACAUACUGUAUAGAAAACAUCUGCAAAGCUCUUAAAAGCACAAGCCAUCAUCAUUUUAAUCAGCCCAGAGGGAAACUGCUUCUACCAACUGUGCCUGCAUGGCAGAGGGGAAGUGACUGGGUCCAAACGAGUUUUAAUCAUUCAGUUCAAUUUAAUUACGUCAAGUUUGUGUGUGAGCGAAAGUUAUUUUAACAUAUUUCAUUUCAAUUUUAGCUUUUAAUACUGUCAUGAUCUCUUAGUGAUAUUACAUAAAACCAUUUUUUUGUUUGUUUUUUUUUUGUUAGAUCAUUUCAGCCUAAAAGGAUCGUCAUCGUGUCUCACAAUAAGUGUGAAAAUGAAAAAACACAAACCACUCAGAACAUGUUAAAGUCGCUGUGCUGCCCUCUAGCAUGAAAGCUCCAGACUGGCAGCACAUUUCUGCUGAAGGGAUCCUGCAGCACUUCUCCAUAAAACUUAAAUUUUUUUUUUCUUUAUGAAAUGAAACAAAUCAGGUCAAACUGAAAAUCACUUGAAACAACACUUUAAUAUUAUGGUAGGUGUUUAUCUGUGAAGAUGACAUUUAAUUUCUUUGUGUCUGCAGUGGUUGGGUCCGUAGACAGAGGGAGAAUUAUUUUGAUAAUGGGAGCUUUUCAUGUCAAUGAAAUAGGGAAAAUCAAGGGCAUUAAUAUGUCGAAAGCUUCCACAGACAUGUCCGCUUAAGUCAUGAAAUUCUUUAUCUUAACCGAAUGGACUGAAGGUUCGCCCUACUUUGGUUUUUGAUGUUAUCAAGAAGCAAGAACUCAGUAUUUUUCAUCUUAGUUUGCCUACUUACCUAUGUACCACUUUGUUUUUAAUAAUUUGUCUCCUAAUUCAAUCUACCUCAGUUUCUACUCCAUGCAAGUUACAUUUACUCAUCCACUCAACAGUGUGGUCGUUUUCCAUGUUUAACAUUAAUUUCACAUCUGGGGCAGUUCAAGAGUAAUGAGUUAUUUUUGUUAAAUACACUGACUCUGAAAUGUGACUGAGGUUCUUCGUCCACAGACAGAGUAGUUUUUAUCAUGGGAGAAACUUUCUGCUUCUGGAUGUAUUAUUGUCUGAUUACCAUCCAUUCAGCAGGAGAUGGAGAUUAAUAGUGUGGUAACAAUGCAUACUGUAACACCAAAAGGACCUUGUUCUAAUAUUGUUGAAAUUGUCAUGUCUGUGCAAUAUGUUUUCUUUUUAUGAAGUGAGAUAAGGUGGGAUGCUCUGUCAGAGGCGUAGUUGGGAAUGAUGGCUCAUCAGCCUUGAUAAUGUCAUUUCAGCAUUUAUGUGUGAUCACUGGGAAUUCAUUAAUCACUUAUUAAGUUUUUUUUUUUUAAUUAAUCACAUCGUUCGAGGAUUUAUUUUUACAUACUGAGGAGUUUUAAUAAGUUAGACUCAAAUGUAUUUUUGUUAUUUUUGCCAGUGCCUGGUUAAAAUACUUAUUCAUCCCUGAUAAUGAUUUAAUCAUCUAUUCGAUCAGUCUGAAAUACAAGGAUCAUAGUGGCUUUUAGCAAUGAGUCACUUAACUUAGAAAGUUUUGUUGGUUUAAUGGCCACAAAGAUUGUUUUAAAUAAAGACUUGUACAAUAAAUUUUUCUCUUAAGCAGUAACAUUUAUUCUCCCAUUACACAGGAAAUAUAAAAGCCUGUCUUUUAUUCCUGUUUGGGGACAACUUGUUGCAAUUAGUGUUUGGAUUCAAGAUGACUUUUUUUUCCCCAGAGUGAUGAGUGAUUGGCUUCGUAAUAACUUUAGGUUUAACAUUAAGUCCUUUUUAGAUUUUAUUUUAAAAGCACUGGAUCUAAGAUCUGUUUUGACAUUCGCCCUGUCAUGUUCAAGACAUGGCUCUGAAUGUAUCAUAUUAAAGUAUUAAUAGAUUUCUGUAAUAAAUGCCCUGAUUCUAA